Chiroxiphia lanceolata (lance-tailed manakin) is the source of this 2088-nucleotide messenger RNA. It is a transcript of the gene SLC38A11, whose product is annotated as solute carrier family 38 member 11. Gene Ontology annotation, molecular function: amino acid transmembrane transporter activity. The record is from RefSeq and is a predicted model, not a curated record. Gene Ontology annotation, biological process: amino acid transmembrane transport. NCBI's taxonomy places the organism in Eukaryota, Metazoa, Chordata, Aves, Passeriformes, Pipridae.
CACCCGCCUUCCCAACACCCGCGGAGGUGCCGCGGGACCCUCCCGAGCCCGGGGGAGCCCCGCCGCCCCGGUCCCUGUCCGUGCCGGCAGCCGAGGGGCCCCCGCAGCCCAGCGGCGCCGUGAGGGACCCGCCGCCCCCCCGCCCCGCGGGCGAUGGAGCCGCCGGCGGCCGCCGCUCGCCAGGUAGAAACAGAUGACCAAAUAGCCCUCCUUAGUAAGCCCAGGAAAAAAGGAGGAAACAGUGAUCUGGCAUCAGCUGCGUUUAACAUUGUCAAUUCAAUCAUAGGAUCAGGCAUUAUAGGAUUGCCAUAUUCAAUGAAGGAAGCUGGUUUUCCUCUAGGAGUACUGCUUUUAUUUGUGGUUGCCUACAUCACAGAUUAUUCCAUUAUACUACUAAUCAAAGGAGGAAAUCUGUCCAGUACCAACACAUAUCAAGAGCUGGUCAGAAAAACCUAUGGUCGUGCAGGUUAUAUAAUUCUUUCAACUCUUCAGUUUUUAUAUCCAUUUAUUGCUAUGAUCAGUUACAACAUAAUAACAGGAGACACUUUAACCAAAGUUUUUCAGAGAAUUCCUGGAGUUGGGCUGGAUAACGUGCUUACUGACCGUCACUUCAUAAUUCUUCUUACCACCAUCAUCUUUACCUUACCCAUAUCUUUAUAUCAAGACAUAGCAAAAUUGGGAAAGAUAUCUCUUAUCUCUCUGAUUUUAACCAUUGUCAUCCUGAUAAUUGUGAUGGUGAGAACUGUAACCUUCAGUCCACAAGUACCCAAAUCAGAAAAUGCAUGGACAUUUGCAAAAUCAAAUGCAGUACAAGCCAUUGGGGUGAUGUCAUUUGCAUUCAUCUGCAACCAUAACAGCUUCUUAAUAUAUGGGUCUCUGGAAGAACCCACAUUAAAGAACUGGUCUCAAGUCACACAUGUGUCUGUCUCACUGGCUGUUGUAAUCAGUGUUGUGUUUGCUACAUGUGGAUAUAUGACUUUUACAGGAUACACAGAAGGAGACAUAUGAAACUACUGUAGAGAUGACAACCUUGCUACAUUUGGAAGGUUUGUGUGAGUUACUGUAAUUCUGACCUUCCCUCUUGAAUGUUUUGUGACCAGAGAGGUGGUUGCCAAUGUAUUUUUCCAUGGGAACCUCUCAACAGUUUUCCAUGUUGUUGUGACAGUAGUUAUCAUUGCUGUGGCGACUGGUGUAUCAUUAGUGUAUGAUUGCCUUGGAAUAGUUUUAGAGCUGAAUGGAGUUCUGAGUGCCACCCCACUUGUUUUUAUCAUCCCAUCAGCGUGUUAUCUAAGGCUGUCCAAGGAGCGAUGGAACCAUUAUAACCUCAUAUCCGGCCUGAUUCUUGCUCUUGGUGUGCUAGUGAUGGCAGUUGGGUUUGUUAUGACUGUCUUGCACCCCCAGGAGUGUAGCCAUGAAGAAAUGUUAUACUGCUUCCCUAGUAAUGUUUCUGUUCACAACAGUACACUGCCACCGUAGGUACCACACCAGUCUCCAGACUAGAUCAGGUACAUCUCACAGUGAGCCAUACAGGCCAGUUUAAAGGAGGGUGGAACAAAGAGCUUAGUGCAUAUUUUUAUAUGCACUAAGAAUUUUAAACUGUAUAACUCUAUUUAUGUACUUGAUUUUAUUCUGCCAUCCUUUUCCAGGUAAGACUUGAGUUUUAACUGUUGAAACACAAAUUCUCAGAGGUGCCUUUCAGUAGACAUUACUUGAAUAACUUGCAAGCCUAAAAAAAGAUUGCAUUUUUUUAACUUGGUCUGCAAUGCUGUUUAAAAACUAUAAAUUAAAUGUUCUGGACUGUAAACAACUCCCAUGUUUCAUUGAUUUAAUUUCAUUUUUAUUAAUUUUAUAAUCUUUUCAUGUGUAUUUAUUAGCACACCGUAAGUAGAGGACUUUUUGAAGUCCUGAGGAAAAGUAUGUCUGGAUCUCUGUGUAUUAAAUUCUGCUGUUAAAUUGAAAGACCCUUAUUAAGUCUGUCUUUGAUUUUGCAAUAACUGUCCUUUAGUGCUGAAAGCUUCCCUUAUAGUGCCUCUUAAGUCAAAGGGCAAUUUUGUAUUCUGACUGAACUGUAACUGACAAAUUUAAUUG